Molecule: messenger RNA, 897 nt
Organism: Linum tenue
Lineage: Eukaryota; Viridiplantae; Streptophyta; Magnoliopsida; Malpighiales; Linaceae
Source: the annotation of a GenBank genome assembly
CUCUAAACUAAAGGAACACUAAUGCGACCCCAUAGCAGAGCAAGCAUCAGAUGAAGGGACCCUCCUUCAAGUGUUCUUUAUUUGAACUCUUGAGCUGCAUAAAUGGAACUCUGAACCCAAAAAGACCAAACCCAAGUUUCCUUUUCAACACCUAGCCAGCUACCUCAACUCGAGACACCCAUCAAAACACAGAUCGCCCGGCCAAGGAAAGAUAAAAAGAGAGAAAUGAAGAUCAGAGCUGUUGUCAUGGCUGCUUGGUUGCUGCUGCUAAUGUUUUGUUGGGUAUCAGCAGUCGAUCUCAACUUGUCAAAUCCAUUUCCACAGUUGGCAGCAGGACAAGAUCACGAUCUGAAUGUGACGGAAUCCGAAUGGCCGCAGCGUUGUGGAGUGGUGUGUUCGUCCAGUAAAGCGUCAGGGUCAGGAGGGAAGAAGGGAGGGAAGGGAGGUGCAUCCGACAUUGCUCACAGGGCUCCUCCUGGAGCACACAAAAGCAACUCUGCUUCUUUAUCAUCACCCUAUUUCUACUCCCUACCCAUAUUCUCCAUUGCACUCGCUCUCAGCUGCCUUGUAUUUGAUCUCUCCAUAUGGAGCCGGUAGCGGCCUUUGCACAUCCCGUUGGUGUUGUCUGAACUCUCUCCCCGACCGUCUCGUCGGAUGCGGGAAGUCCAUGUAGAGAGAGGUGAUGUAAUGAUAUAGGAUGGUGUGUUUGUGUGCGCUUGUUCAUGUGUAAUAACGUUUUGAGGAGAGAGAGUGGUCUUGUACAAACUCAAGGCUGGCUGACUAGUAACGAAAUGAUUUGUUCCUCUUUAAUUUUGUUGUUGAGUUUAUUUUUAAGUGAUAUAAUAAUAUAAUGUAAUGACUGGUAUACUUUAGGAGUAUACUAUACUCCAAGUGAUC